CCCAAGGCCAAGGACGCGCCUUGUAAAAGUCUUCUAUUGGCUUGUAGAAGCAGCAAAUUUUGGAACUGUAUACUUGUCUUCAUCAUACAAUUAGAUCUCUUCCUCUCUCUCUCAGAUCGCUUUCUUAUUUACCUGAUAUCUGACUUUAUCAUCGGCAGCAAGCAGUGUGGUAGACAGGUGAAAUGACUUCAUGUUGGAGAAUCAAGAGGGAUAAGAAACCAGAAAUGGAAACAGCAUUCAUGAAGAAUGGAGGAAUGUUACUAGAGAAGCUAAUUGCCUCUUGUGAUGGGAAAUGUAAUCCUCUUCGUAUCUAUCCUGCUGAUGAGCUCAAGAGAGCAACAAAUGACUAUGAUCCACAGAAGAUUAUAACUCGUGAUUCAGGCUAUAAGCUGUACAAGGGUGUUUUGCAACAAAGACCCGUUUCCGUAAAGAAGUUCAAGGAAAACUCUGAACAAUAUGAAUAUUGUUUCAAUGACAUUGUAUUUGCCUCUCAAAUGAGCGUCCAUAAAAAUUUUCUCAAGUUGUUGGGUUGCUGCUUGGAGACUAAGAUUCCUAUUCUUGUUUUUGAAUCAGUUGAGGAUGGUUCGCUUGCUGAUCGUCUUUAUGGUCCCAACAAAACUCAUUUUGAACCAUUACUAUGGACACAAAGGUUAAAGAUUGCAAUGGAGAUUGCUAAUGCAAUUGCAUAUCUUCAUGCUGCAUUUCCUAAGCCCAUUGUUUUUAGAAAUAUCAAACCUUUGAAUAUCUUCCUGGAUGAAUCCCAUGUUGCCAAAUUGUCUGAUUUCUCACUUGCUGUGUCUAUUCCUGAAGGUGAAUCCCAUGUAAAGGAUUUUGUGGCAGGCGGAUUGGGGCUCAUUGCACCGGAGUACUGUACUACAAACUGUUUCAAUGAGAAGCAGGAUGUUUUUAACUUUGGCAUAUUUCUACUGAUGCUUUUGACAGGACAAAUGGCGGUCGAUCCACGUAGGGAACUUGUUUUGGUGGAUCAUGUGAAGAAAUAUAUUGAAGAUGAUAGGUUUAAUGAUAUUGUGGAUUCUAUUAUUGUGGAAGAGGGAUCUUGGCUAGGAAAAUAUCAGCAAUUGCAAACUUUUAAAGUGCUUUCCAUUAGAUGUAUCUCUGAAUCAGAAGAAGAUAGGCCAGAAAUGAUUGAUGUGGCCAAAGAACUAAGGCAAAUGUACAAGUCUGCAAUUUCCCCUAGUUAGCUUACCCUCAUAAAGAUUGACCAUGUACCUUGUCCAUCACACUCAUCCAAUUACUUUUCCAUGUACCAUUUUGAGUAGGGUGGUGAUAUUGUUAGGACUAAUUUUAUAAUUUAAUGAUCUUGGACUAAUUUUAUAUUGUAA
Molecule: messenger RNA, 1343 nt
Organism: Hevea brasiliensis (rubber tree)
Lineage: Eukaryota; Viridiplantae; Streptophyta; Magnoliopsida; Malpighiales; Euphorbiaceae
Product: non-functional pseudokinase ZED1-like
Exons: 2
Coding region: 183-1202 (339 amino acids)
Biological process (GO): protein phosphorylation; cell surface receptor signaling pathway
Cellular component (GO): plasma membrane
Molecular function (GO): protein serine/threonine kinase activity; ATP binding
Source: RefSeq, a predicted model, not a curated record